Messenger RNA from Prosopis cineraria, 2292 nucleotides. Its product is annotated as probable serine/threonine-protein kinase At1g54610. The transcript has 7 exons. Gene Ontology annotation, molecular function: ATP binding; RNA polymerase II CTD heptapeptide repeat kinase activity; cyclin-dependent protein serine/threonine kinase activity. Lineage: Eukaryota; Viridiplantae; Streptophyta; Magnoliopsida; Fabales; Fabaceae. Gene Ontology annotation, cellular component: nucleus; cyclin-dependent protein kinase holoenzyme complex. Gene Ontology annotation, biological process: positive regulation of transcription elongation by RNA polymerase II; protein phosphorylation. The record is from RefSeq and is a predicted model, not a curated record. The coding region runs from base 326 to 2047 and encodes 573 amino acids.
UGACCUCAUCUUCUUGUGUCGUUUUGGACUUGGCGCUCCAGCCCCCAUUUCCCUGACACCAAGCUCUCGCAGUGGCAUUUCCGUUAUUUGUCCCAAACUUAUGACCCUUUUUCUUCCUUCUUCCCCUCCUCCAGUCCCUCCUCUACUGCAUCUCCAACACCAACUCUCCCUUCUCAACACGGUUAUCUCUUCCCUCAUUUCCGGUCAUUUUCUCUCUCUCUCUGGAAAUCGCCGGCCACUUCUUUGGUGUUUCAGUAACCGUAACACCGCUCAUUUCUCGACUCCGAUGUGUUUUCGGUACUCUGAGAGCACCCACAGCUGACGAAUGGGUUGCGUGCUUGGAACACCGGCGGAUCGCCGAGGCCGAUGGUCGGAUUCCGGACCUCAGAAUCGCCGUCGUCGCGGUAGUCAACGACAUUCUGUCACUGACGGAGGUAAUGCCGUUGUGGUUAGGAAGGAAGGGCCGGCGAGGGAGAAGGAGAUACGGGGGACUCGGCAUACAGGCGAUUUCCCAGCGACUGUUCCGGCUCCGGAGAGACGUAAGCCUAGGCUUGAUCCGUACGCUAAAACCGAACAUGGUUGGCCGUCGUGGUUGAUGGAUGUGGCUGGUGACGCAAUCCGAGAUUGGUCUCCUCGUCGCGCCAACUCGUUCGAGAAGCUUGCUAAGAUUGGGCAAGGGACUUAUAGCAAUGUAUAUAAAGCUAGAGACCUUCUUACUGGAAGGAUAGUGGCACUAAAGAAAGUUAGGUUUGAUAAUAUGGAGCCAGAGAGUGUGAAGUUCAUGGCAAGAGAAAUUAUUCUGUUGAGGCGGCUUGAUCACCCCAAUGUCUUAAAACUUGAAGGUUUGGUUACUUCAAGAAUGUCAUGCAGUCUAUACUUGGUAUUCGAGUAUAUGGAACACGAUCUUGCUGGACUCGCAGCUCGUCAAGGUGUUAAGUUUACCGAGCCUCAGGUCAAAUGCUAUAUGAAGCAGUUACUCUCUGGCCUUGAGCAUUGCCACAGUCAAGGUGUUCUGCACCGCGAUAUCAAGGGUUCCAAUUUGCUCAUUAAUAAUGACGGAAUCCUUAAAAUAGCAGAUUUUGGCUUGGCUACUUUUUAUGAUCCUGAGAAAAAACAGCCCAUGACAAGUAGAGUUGUCACUCUAUGGUACCGGCCUCCUGAGCUUCUUCUUGGGGCUACACUCUAUGGUGUUGGUGUUGACCUUUGGAGUGCUGGCUGCAUCUUGGCAGAGCUGCUUGCAGGGAAGCCAAUCAUGCCAGGCCGGACAGAGGUUGAACAACUGCACAAAAUAUUUAAAUUAUGUGGCUCUCCAUCUGAAGAAUAUUGGAAGAAGCAUAGAUUGCCAAAUGCCAUACUCUUUAAGCCACAGCAGCCUUACAAACGUUGCCUUUCAGAAACCUUCAAGGAUUUCCCGCCUUCUUCUUUGCCUCUAAUUGAAACUCUUCUUGCAAUAGAUCCAGAUGAUCGUGGCACUGCCUCAGCUGCUCUGCGUAGUGAAUUCUUUGCGACUGAGCCUUAUGCUUGUGAACCAUCAAGUUUACCGAAGUAUCCUCCCAGCAAAGAAUUGGAUGUAAAACUGAGAGAUGAAGAAGCAAGAAGGCGAAAAGCUCAAUGUGGGAAAGCUAAUGCUGUUGAUGGUGCUCGAAGAGUCAGAGCACGUGAUCGAGGCCGGGCCAUUCCAGCUCCAGAUGCCAAUGCGGAACUGCAAACAAACAUAGAUAAGUGGAGAGCCGUGACCCAUGCAAAUGCAAAAAGCAAGAGUGAGAAAUUUCCACCUCCACAUCAGGAUGGAGCUGUUGGUUAUACAUUAGAUUCAUCUCAUAAAGGACCUGUUUCCUUUGGUGCGACUGGUGCUUCCUUUGGCUCAGCAAUUUUCAAUUCAAAACUAUCAGGAUCUAGAAAUCACGCUCCUAGUGCUACAAGACCUCACAAAGGGAGGAAAACUAAUAAAGCAGACUCCCAGGUGGCGUCAUCAUGGAAAUUUGUGCGAGCCUUCAAGCCAUCAUCAAUAGGCCCGUCAAUGAACUUAUUAUUUCGUAGCAAAUAAUCAAUUUCCAUAGCUUUUGGCAUUCUAGAAUGAGGAUUGAGGCUUUGAUGAAUCUCAUUGGGCAAAGCGGUAGUUUUCUUCAUUCAUUUUUCUUUCUUGCUCUCAUUUUUGGUAUUUUAUUCUAUCUCAAAGUAUUUUAUGUAUAAUGUACGAUGGAGAUCCCUAGAUUUGUAUAUUAAGAAGGAUUGAAUCCCACUGCUGUACAGUUUCUGGUAACUUAAUCUCCAUGACCUUGAAACUUGAUA